AAUAAUUACAACUUUUAAUUUUUAGAUGCCUAUGUGGAAAAAACACCUCAGCCCAAUUGAUUACAUGGCACGUUUGAUAAAAUAAAAAUAGUAGGAUAUACAUUUCAUUGUUUUUCAGAAACCCCAAAUCCUUCUUCGACCUUUAAAUCUACAAUUUCUUCUCCGAACCCUACAUUCUUGCUUCGACCCUUAAAUCCUCUGCAAUUUCUUCUCCAAACCCUUGAUUCCUUCUUCGACCCUUAAAUUUGCAAGUUCUUCUCUGAACCCUUGACUCCUUCUUCGACCCUUAAAUCUGUAAUUUCUUCUCCGAACCCUUGAUUCCCUCUUUGACCCUUAAAUCCUCUGCAAGUCUUUCUUCUCCGAACCCUUCUUCGACCCCUAAAUCCUCUUCCACUCUUGAUUCCUUCUUCUUCUUCGAACCCUAAAUCUUUUACACUUUGUGAUUCAUUCUUCUUCCCUUGCACCGUAUAACCUCUGCUAUUUGUCUUUUGGCUUUUGGGUUUGUGAGAAUCAUAAAAUGGAAGCUGGUUCUGCACGGAGUCCGGUUUCAGGUUUUGGUUCACUUGAGAGUGGAAGCAUGGCAGAUUCUACAGAGUUUAGAAAUGAAGAUUAUAGAUGCAAUUGUGGAUUAAAUGUUGUUAUUCGGACUUCAUUUACUUUCCAAAACAUGGGUAAGAGGUUUAGAUGUUGUCCUAAGAAGAAGUUAAUUUCUCUGUUUUUUGGUAGUGUUAAUUUCUCUAUUUUUUGGUAGUGGUUUUGGUUUUUCUCAAUUGGUUAUUUAGUUUACAAGAUUUCUAUGUAGGAUCCUUGCAAUUACUUCCAUUUCUUAGCUGAUGAGGAAAAGAUCAAGGGUAGAGCAAUGGAGUUGCUGCUGGUUUUGAAAGAUAUGGAAUGCAAAGUUAUGAAAGAGAAGGAGAAAAUAAUGCAAGAAAAAGAUGAGCUUCUGUUGGAAAAUGGACGAUUGAUGGAGGAAAAUGGGAAAUUGUUGACUGAAAAUGGGAAAUUGUUGCAAGAAAAUGUGCAAUUGAAGGAACAUAGUGGAUUAAUGGAUAGGAAAGUAAGAGUUAUGGAGAAGAAAGUGAAGAAGGUGGAGAAGAGACACUCAAAAGCCAUGAUGAUCAGUGAAGUGAUUUGUGUAGUAUUUUUAAUUUUCAUUGGUUUGAUUUCUGGUGUAUUGUUAAUUAGAAUUACCAGAUAUUAGGCAUGUGAGUCGGUUGUGAUUUUUGUAAUUCAAUGGAAGGGAUGGUCUUUGCUGGAAUCUAGAAUAUAUGUAUAUUUGUUGUUUUAUCUAUCAAAAUUCAUUCACUUUGUUGGUUAACUUGUUAUUGUCUUGCAAUGGCAUAUCUAACAAAAUUUUGUAAGGCCA
This is a messenger RNA of Rubroshorea leprosula, 1366 nucleotides long. The record is from the annotation of a GenBank genome assembly. Lineage: Eukaryota; Viridiplantae; Streptophyta; Magnoliopsida; Malvales; Dipterocarpaceae.